Molecule: messenger RNA, 3160 nt
Organism: Loxodonta africana (African savanna elephant)
Lineage: Eukaryota; Metazoa; Chordata; Mammalia; Proboscidea; Elephantidae
Gene: ENPP1
Product: ectonucleotide pyrophosphatase/phosphodiesterase 1
Exons: 25
Coding region: 1-2784 (927 amino acids)
Biological process (GO): inorganic diphosphate transport; immune response; ATP metabolic process
Cellular component (GO): cell surface
Molecular function (GO): polysaccharide binding; dinucleotide phosphatase activity; metal ion binding
Source: RefSeq, a predicted model, not a curated record
AUGCAGCGCGACGGCUGCGCAGGGGGCGGGAGCCACAGUGGCGGCGGCGAGGGCUGGCGCGGCCCGGGGGAGGACUCGGCGGGGAACCGCCGCGACGCGAGGCGCAGCAGCCCCGCCGAGACGGCCGGGGAUCCGCCGGCGGCCGCGUCCUUGCUGGCCCCGAUGGACGUGGGGGAGGAACCGCUGGAGAAGGCGGCGCGCGCCCGCACGGCGAAGGACCCCAACACCUACAAAGUGCUCUCGCUGGUAUUGUCGGUCUGUGUGUUAACGACAAUCCUUGGUUGUAUAUUUGGGUUGAAACCAAGCUGUGCCAAAGAAGUGAAAAGUUGCAAAGGUCGCUGCUUUGAGAGGACAUUUGGGAACUGUCGCUGUGAUGUUGCCUGCGUUGGCCUUGGGAACUGCUGUCUAGAUUACCAGGAAACAUGUAUAGAACCAGAACAUAUAUGGACUUGCAACAAAUUCAGGUGUGGUGAGAAAAGGUUGCCGAGAAGCCGUUGCUCCUGUUCAGACGACUGCAGGGACAAGGGCGACUGCUGCAUCAACUACAGCUCUGUGUGUCAAGGUAAGAAAAGUUGGGCAGAAGAAACAUGUGAGAGCAUUAAUGAGCCACAGUGUCCAGCAGGGUUUGAAAUGCCUCCUACCCUUCUAUUUUCUUUGGAUGGUUUCAGAGCAGAAUAUUUACACACUUGGGGUGGACUUCUUCCUGUUAUUAGCAAACUAAAAAACUGUGGAACAUACACUAAAAACAUGAGACCAGCAUAUCCAACAAAAACUUUUCCCAAUCACUACAGCAUUGUCACAGGACUUUAUCCAGAAUCACAUGGCAUAAUUGACAAUAAAAUGUACGAUCCCAAAAUGAAUGCUUCCUUUGCACUUAAAAGUAAAGAGAAAUUUAAUCCUGAGUGGUACAAAGGAGAACCAAUCUGGCUCACAGCUAAGUAUCAAGGCCUCAAAUCUGGCACGUUUUUUUGGCCAGGAUCAGAUGUGCAAAUUCAUGGAAUUCUCCCAGACAUCUAUAAAAUAUACAAUGGUUCUGUACCAUUUGAAGAGAGAAUUUUAGCUGUUCUUAAGUGGCUGCAGCUUCCUAAAGACGAAAGACCACACUUUUACACUCUGUAUUUAGAAGAACCAGAUUCUUCAGGUCAUUCAUAUGGACCAGUCAGCAGUGAAGUCAUCAAAGCAUUGCAGAGAGUCGACAACAUGGUCGGCAUGCUGAUGGAUGGUCUGAAGGAGCUGGACUUGCAUAGAUGCCUGAACUUCAUUCUCAUCUCAGAUCAUGGUAUGGAACAAGGCAGUUGUAAGAAAUAUAUAUACCUGAAUAAAUAUUUGGGGGAUGUUAAAAACGUUAAAGUUAUUUACGGACCUGCAGCUCGAUUGAGACCCUCUGAUGUCCCAGAUAAAUACUAUUCAUUUAAUUAUGAAAGCGUUGCCAGAAACCUCUCUUGCCGGGAACCAAAUCAGCACUUCAAACCUUACUUAAAACAAUUCCUACCCAAGCGUUUGCACUUUGCCAAAAGCAACAGGAUUGAGCCUUUAACAUUCUAUUUGGAUCCUCAGUGGCAACUUGCAUUGAAUCCUUCAGAAAGGAAAUACUGUGGAGGCGGAUUUCAUGGCUCUGAUAACUUAUUUUCAAAUAUGCAAGCCAUUUUUAUUGGUUAUGGACCUGGAUUCAAGCAUGGCAUUGAAGUUGAUCCCUUUGAAAAUAUUGAACUCUACAACCUAAUGUGUGAUUUGCUGAAUUUGACACCAGCUUCUAAUAAUGGAACUCAUGGCAGUCUUAACCACCUUCUAAAGAAUCCUGUUUACACCCCAAAGCACCCCAAAGAAGUCCGCCCCCUGGUACAGUGCCCAUUCACAAGAACCAGCAGAGAUAACCUUGGCUGCUCAUGCAACCACUCUACUUUACCGACUGUGGAUAUUCAGACACAGUUGAAUCUGACCGCAGCAGAAGAGAAAAUUAUUAAGCGUGGCACUUUACCCUAUGGAAGACCCAGAGUUCUCCAGAAGAACAGCACUGUCUGUCUUCUUUACCAGCACCAGUUUGUGAGUGGAUACAGCCAUGACAUCCUAAUGCCGCUUUGGACGUCCUACACCGUUGGCAGAAAUGACAGUUUCUCCACACAAAAUUUUUCCAACUGUUUUUACCAGGAUCUUCGAAUUUCCCUUAGUCCUGUCCAUAAAUGCUCAUUUUAUAAAAGUAACACUAAAUUCAGCUAUGGGUUCCUCUCCCCGCCACAACUAAAUAAAGGUUCAAGGCAAAUAUAUUCUGAAGCACUGCUUACCAGUAAUGUAGUGCCAAUGUACCCGAGUUUUCAAGUUAUAUGGCACUACAUCCAUGGCACCCUAUUGCAAAGGUAUGCUGAAGAAAGAAAUGGCGUCAAUGUCGUCAGUGGUCCUGUGUUUGACUUUGAUUAUGAUGGACUUUAUGAUUCCUUGGAGACUCUGAAAAAAAACCGCAAACUCAUCCGUAAUCAAGAAGUUGUGAUUCCAACUCAUUUCUUCAUCGUGCUAACAAGCUGUGAAAAUACAUCGCAGACUCCCUUGCAGUGUGAAAAUUUAGACACAUUAGCUUUCAUUUUGCCUCACAGGACUGAUAACAGUGAGAGCUGUGUGCAUGGGAAGCAUGAAUCCUUAUGGGUUGAAGAGUUGAUGAAGUUACACAGAGCACGGAUCACAGAUGUUGAGCACAUCACUGGACUCAGCUUUUAUCAAGAAAGAAAAGAGCCGGUUUCAGACGUUUUAAAGUUGAAAACACAUUUGUCAACUUUCAGCCAAGAAGACUAAUUUUUUUUUAAUUCUAAAAAUACAACGUAAAUCUUUUUUAAAGAAGCUUAUAUUUUGUACAAUCCUCUGUUCACACUAUCGCGUUGUUUGGAAGCUGUCAAACAGAGUUAGAACUGGGAAUCCUCUGUGAUACGUACAUCUCAGGGAAACUUGUGGACUCAGCUCAGCAGUAAGAGUGUUCCUAUUCAGUCUCGCACAUAUUUGAAUGUGUAAGAAUCGUAUGCGUUGUCCACAUUUUCUGGAAUAAAGAUAGACCAUACCUAAAGCUGCUCUUCUGCUUCUCUUAAAGGGAGAAGUAGGUAUGAACAUUCUUGGGACACCAGAUAUUUGAAUCUUAAUAAACUUUUAUGGAGCUGGCAAACAGUAGACCAAUGAA